AGGAUUUUAACCUAUUCAUCUGAAUUUUUAAAAGAAACUCUUUUUAAUUAUGUCGGCUCUGUUUGCUUGCUCGAAAUGCUUCAGCAGGCACCCAUUUGAUGAACUGUCACAAGGGCAGCAGCUUUGCAAGGAAUGCCGUGGCUCUUUCCCCAUGGUUAAAUGCACCUACUGCAGGAGUGAAUUUCAGCAGGAGAGCAAGUCUAGCACUGUGGCCAUCUGUAAGAAAUGUGAGUCGAUGGUGAAGCAAUGUGGCAAGCCGUCUGCCUGCGACUACUGCAACAUCAUCGCUGCAUUCAUCGGGUCCAAGUGUCAGCGCUGUGCCAAUGCUGAGAGGAAGUACGGGCCUCCUCUCACCUGUGACCAGUGCAAGCAAAAGUGUGCCUUUGACCGCAAAGAUGAGGACAAGAGGAAGGUUGAUGGGAAGCUGCUGUGCUGGCUGUGCACGCUCUCCUACCGCCGUGCGCUCGCCAAGACGAAGGUGACAGAUCCUGCCAGACACUCGCACGUCAAGCUCAACAGCAGGUCUAGCCACUCCAGCAGCCGGGCUGACAAGGAGGGAUCCCGACAUCAAUCCCGCCAUCACUCAGGCGGUGGGAGCGGCGGCGGCGGUGGUGGGUCUCAGUUCCUCCACCACUCAGGCGGCCACUCGAGUGGGGGCCACUCGGCCCGUAUGAGUGGGCACAACAAACGGCCCAACAGGCCUGACGUUUCUAAGAUAGGCCUCAUAGACCCGGAACAGCCCCCGGCUAAAGUGGCCCGUAGGGCCGGACCCACACCCGCUGGUGCCCCUCAUGGUAGCGGCGCUGGCGUUCACCACCACCACCACCGCAGCGACAGCGAUCCCAACGUUGCCGAUCAUCUCGUGAUCAUCACUCAACUUAGGGAGCAAAUUGUUGGUCUGAAGAAGCAGUUAGCAGCUAAGGACCAGGCCUUGCUGGCCAAGGAUCGUCAGAUGACGGAGCUGAAGGCUUCGCAUUUCACCGACUCUCAGGAACUACGAAAGAAACAGCAAAUCUCAGACCGGGAGCUCGGGUCGCGCAUAACGAUGCUGCAGCUCAAAAUAAAGGACCAGAAUCGUGAAAUCGCUCAGCUGACCAAAGGUCGGGCCAAAUUGGUCGCUCAGAGCCGAAAAGAAACAGCCAACGCUGCCCUGGCCAACAUUACGGGCAUUUUGGCAGCAACGACUCCAAGAACUCCAAACUCUAUUCCUGGAGGCGCCCCUAACUCCAGGAAGCUGGGGGAGAAUGGAGUCACGUCUCAGCAGGACAAGAAGAAAAGAGCAACGGGAGGAGAGGAAGAAGAGCCUGAGGAAAAGAGCGAAAAGCCAAAGAAGAGGAUAACCAAAAAUGUAAUCGACGACGAGGAUGACGUGGAAGGUAAAAGUGAGAGCCCCAAUAGAAACGGUGGUCAAGUUUCUCGGUCGGCAAGUCGCUCUAGGUCCGGUAGUCCCAAAAAUGAUUCUAGAAAAUCUAGAUCGAUAUCGCCUUCCAGAUCAAAGUCAAGAUCUAGGUCAAAAUCGAAGUCCAGGUCUAAAUCACGAUCUAGAUCAAAGUCGAGAUCGCGAUCAAAGUCGAAAUCGAGGUCUAGGUCUCGUACUAGGUCUUCGUCUCGGUCUGAAUCAAGAAGCCCCGUCAAACCUUCAGGAUCAGCCAGUCCUCGUCGAGCCAAGUCUCCUCCUUCGAGAUCUGCAAGUCCUGCUGAUUGCGAGUCUCGCUCUAGGUCGAGACCCAAGUCUCCAGUCGAUGAGUCUUCUCGCCAGUCUCGCAACUCGAGCUACGAUCGUUCACGAGCCACGAGUGCUGACCGAACUCCUGACCGAUCUCGUGCGUCAAGUGCUCAGUCUCGAGAUGCCAGCUCCAAUCGGUCUCGAGAGUCAAGCCCCCAGUCCCGAGAAGCAAGUCCUGGUCGGUCUCGUGCCUCAAGUGCCAAUAGAUCUCGUGGUACAAGCCCUGAUCAGUCUCGUGAGGACAGUGUCAACGAGUCUCGCGGUGCCAGUCGAGACAGAUCUCGAGGUACAAGCCCUGAUAGGUCUCGAGGCACAAGCCCUGAUAGGUCUCGAGGCACAAGCCCUGAUAGGUCUCGAGGCACAAGCCCUGAUAGGUCUCGAGGCACAAGUCCUAACGGGUCUCGAGAUGCAAGCCCCAAUGGUUCUCGGGCAUCAAGUCCCGAUCGAGAAAAAAAUAGUGAAGAGUCUGCGUCAUCAGGCGGGAAUGAGUCGGAAUAACUGGGGGUCGGGGCUGAAUGAGUCUAACCAACCGGUGGUCGGGGCCGAACAAGUUAGACUAACUGCUGAUCGGGCGGGAAUGAGUCUGAACAACCGGUGGUCGGGCAGGAAUGCGGCGCACUAAGUGAAUUAUCCGCAUAUACAUUAUUAAAACUAAGAUUAGAUUACAUUAAAAAUUGCGCUCGAAAAUGUAUUUAAAGUGUCAGAAUUUAGAAGUUUUGUAACUUUUUGCCACUGGCUCGCUAUAGAUAAGGCUUGGAUUCACAGCGUUGAUUCCCUCGUUUUUAAACCAAGUUAAGCUUGUACAUAAAUCUUAACAUUGUCUUAUUAGAACAUGAUUAUCGGCUUGUAAUUUCACUGGAAAUACAAGCCGUGUAAGUUGAAGGUUUCUUUUGUGUCCAGUGAAACCUCAGAUUUCCAUCGUGUGGAAUUAUGCGCUCCCUGACAUUUCGUGUGUUUAUAAUCGCGUUCUGUUGGGAUUUGGGCUACAAUUUUACUCUUGUCUUGCUUUUGAGAAAUUCCAACUACAGUUCAUAUAACUAAUGCCCAAAUUUGAAGGCUAUUUUUGGAUUUGUUUUCAGCAUUAUUAAAGCCUAGCCAUAAAUUCUUAAUCCGUUGUGAACUUGAACGGGCAUCCGUACACUGCAAAUUUGGACACAAAGACCUGGUGUUGUGAAGACCGAUGCAAGUAAUUCGUCUCAAGUUGAAGGCCGUUCAGAUUUAUUGAUUUUUUAAAUCUUGACGUUUGUACUAUUUUUGAGACCUUAGUAUGGAUUGCCAAGAAUUUUUGCACAGUCUCGUUGAAAGACUCGUGAUAACAUUUUACUUAUUAGGUUUAGAUACUUCCUUACUGUGUUACUUAUCACUGUCCUAUUGUGAGACGACCAUCUCAAACAUAAUUGUCACGAAAGUGGAGGUUUUUGGUAAUGAUUUCUAGUUUUCUGGAGUUUCAGAUUAAUGUUACGGAUCUAUGUUACU
Molecule: messenger RNA, 3202 nt
Organism: Hyalella azteca
Lineage: Eukaryota; Metazoa; Arthropoda; Malacostraca; Amphipoda; Hyalellidae
Product: serine/arginine repetitive matrix protein 5
Exons: 8
Coding region: 50-2224 (724 amino acids)
Source: RefSeq, a predicted model, not a curated record